GGGCCCUGGCUAGUUUCCUUUCCACCUUCCCCCACCUUCCUCUUCCGACCUCUGUUGGGCUCCUAGCUCGAUUCUAGCCCCUGCCGCAGCUGCUUCGCCGGCCUUUCCAGGAGCCAAACACCCGAAGCCGCUGUUCCCAGGAUGGUGAUUCGUGUGUAUAUUGCAUCUUCCUCUGGUUCCACGGCGAUUAAGAAGAAACAGCAAGAUGUGCUUGGUUUCUUGGAAGCCAACAAAAUAGGAUUUGAAGAAAAAGACAUUGCAGUCAAUGAAGAGAAUCGAAAGUGGAUGAGAGAAAAUGUACCUGAGAACAGGCGACCAGCUACAGGGUACCCCUUGCCGCCUCAGAUUUUUAAUGAAAGCCAGUACCGUGGGGACUAUGAUGCCUUUUUUGAAGCAAGAGAAAAUAAUGCAGUGUAUGCCUUCUUAGGAUUGACAGCACCACCUGGUUCGAAGGAAGCAGAAGCCCAGGCAAAGCAAAAGGAGCAAGACGAACCUUGAGCAUUCUGACUUAAACUUCCUGAAAAAGGAGUCUCCAUUGCUUUUAUAAAAUGGGAAAAUUAUCUUGGCUUCAAAAAAAUGGGCUUAAUAUUAAAAUAAUAGAUUAGUUGAUGUUUUGAAUACAAAUAAUCAAAAUGAAUACACGAUUAAAAUGUGAAUGUUAUGUGAGGAAAAUGGGAGAUCAACAUAAAAUUUUAAGUAGAUGUCAUGGAAUAGUAUUGUCUGCCGUACUUCAGUGAUUUUAAAAAGCAAACACCCGUCCCUUUGUUUGGUAUUAUUAUUGAAGAUUAACUGUAUCUGUAGCUCAAUUUGUUAGACAAUGAGGAAUUAUAGGAGAGAAAGAAUCUCUUCUUCUCAAAUUGCCUUAUUAAUUUUAGUGAGCAAGAAUAUGUACCUUUUUGAUGUGAUGUAAUUGUGAUUAAAAAACAGUUACAGGUGAUGUUUAUGAUGUGUCAGUUGUACUUUUCUAUGGUAAUUUUAACAUUCCCAUUCUUUUAUAGAUGAAACGUCUGUGUACUGAACCACAGGUUUUUCAGGCUUUUAUAUGUAGCCUUUCAUUGCAUAGUUCAGCAAUCAAAAUAAAUGUCCUCUCACAAGAAAGCAAUAGAUGCAUUCAGUUGACAAGUCCUUUGCUUAACUACUUACUAUGAUGGAAUCGUGUUGGUAAGUUGCUGGUCUCAGUGAAAUAUGCAUAUGCUAUGUCAUGGAGGUGAGAUGGCAAGUAAGUUUAAAAUGAUAUCCUCUGGCAAACCGUUCAGACUUUUAUUUAACUAUAAUAAAAUAGACUGGCACUCAUUACUCAAAAUUGAUAUUCCUUAGGGAGUUCCAAGGAUGAAUUGAACCCUGUUUGCUAAAAGAAAUCUUCCUGUUUCCCCCCAUUUAAAGCAACUUGUGACCAUGAUUGCUACUAUCUCUCAUGUAUCUGACUUUUUUUAAGGUUAGGCAAAUUUUGUGUGAGUACGUUAAACAGAGAGAAUUUUUUCUAUGACUAUCCCAGCAAAUAGUCAGUGCAAGUAUCAGGAAACAAAGGGGAAACUUGUAAAACAAUAAUUCUCAAGACUCCUAAAAAGACAAGAAACAUCAUUAUGGCCUAAAUCACUUACCCAGAUGCAUAUAUAUAUAUUUUAGUUCCAUGUUACUUUAUUACUAAAAGCAAACACCUUUUGCUUUAAAUUACUUUAUCAUACCAUUUGAUGUACACAGCUCUAUGCUCUGCCAAAAUCAACAUAUAAUGAAUACAUGACUUUGUUUACUGAGAUUCAAACCUGAUGCAAUGCUUUAAAAUAAACUCGGUACUUUUAAAAACAUAAUUUAUGUGGUUUUUUGUGUUUAAUAGUAGUUUUAGAUGAGUAAUAUCUUUCUGAGGGCAGAGAAAUAAAAAAAAAAAAACAAAGAAAACA
Messenger RNA from Loxodonta africana (African savanna elephant), 1898 nucleotides. RefSeq names its product SH3 domain binding glutamate rich protein like (gene SH3BGRL). The transcript is spliced from 4 exons. Gene Ontology annotation, cellular component: cytoplasm. The coding region runs from base 142 to 498 and encodes 118 amino acids. The record is from RefSeq and is a predicted model, not a curated record. Lineage: Eukaryota; Metazoa; Chordata; Mammalia; Proboscidea; Elephantidae.